Messenger RNA from Pseudogymnoascus verrucosus, 1601 nucleotides. RefSeq lists its product as uncharacterized. The transcript has 7 exons. Lineage: Eukaryota; Fungi; Ascomycota; Leotiomycetes; Thelebolales; Thelebolaceae. The record is from RefSeq and is a predicted model, not a curated record. Bases 258 to 1427 code for a protein of 389 amino acids.
AAUGCAUUUCAUGGCCACUUGUAUGGUUUCUCUCGAAUAUUGGGAUUACAACUAUGUUUGCCGGUUAUUUGCCAUUAAUAGCUGCUGUCCGAUGCCCUGUUCUCCUGCGCAUGAUCGUCGAUGAUGCUACACUAAGGCUUCUCUUUUGAAAAUCGAUAUCUAUCGACCUUUCUAAUACGUUGUACAGAGAUACACGGACAAGUUGAUUUUCGCCCCAUCUCCUGGCGCGCCAGCCCUCGGGCUAUCAACUGAGUCCGAUGCCUCCAUCUACUUCUAUAUUUCACACCUCCCUCUUGGUCUUGGCAGGGACCGGGGCAAUCUACGCCAUCUGUCUUGGAGCCCUCACAAAUCCAUUUAUCCAGAGGCACGCCUUGUAUAUGCACAAGUUGCAUACAGCAUACUUUGAAGACCUCAACAAGCCCGAGCAAUGGGGAUUUGCUAACAACCAGAUUACCCCUUUCAAUUUCACAACUCCGGAUGGCGAGACUUUGUAUGCAUGGCACGUGAUUCCACCGGGGUUGUACGCCAAGCACGAAGAGGAGAUUCUUAAACAGCCAUCUGGAUUGGCGGAGGAUAUUACAAAGACGAAGGCAUUUGCUCUCCUUACGGCUGAUCCACGGGCCAGGCUUAUUAUCAGCUUCCAUGGGAACGGCGGAACCGUUGCACAAGGCUGGAGGCCAGAAAUCUACCGUACACUAUCAGAUGGUGGCACAUCAAUUUUCCAUAUCCUGGCAGUCGAUUACCGCGGAUAUGGCUAUUCAAGCGGGGUCCCCACUGAAUCAGGCCUGAUCACAGAUGGAAUCGCCACAGUCAACUGGGCGCUGAACGUUGCGAAGAUACCCCCCAGCCGUAUUGUCAUCGUUGGCCACAGCCUCGGGACGGCAGUGACAGCAGCAACGGUUGAGCAUUUCGCGGAGCAAGGCGUUAGUUUCGCGGGGGUGGUGGUGAUAGCUCCGUUUGCCAGCCUCACUACAUUGCUAACGAGAUACUCUCCGGGGGGGCUGAUACCGCUCUUCGGACCUGUGGGAUGGGUCCCUGGGUUCGAUAAAUGGUUCUUCAGCCUGCUUGUCGAUAAAUGGAACUCUGCACAGCGGGUGGCAAACAUUGCAAGCAUCAGCAAACGUCUGAAAUUGUUUAUUAUUCACGCACGAAACGAUUGGAAUAUCCCGUAUACCCAUUCAGUUUCUUGGUUUGCGGCUGCGGCCAAUGCUGCAACUCCGGGGGCCUCGGAUGUGUUUGUGGAGACGAAGGCGUCUAAUACUGUUCAUGUGGGUGAUGGUGGGUCAAUAAGCACCUGGACGGCACCCGGAAAGUUUAUCCAAGAGAUUCUUGUGCCGAAUGGAGGACAUAAUGUGGUGAUGACAUUGCCUCCGGUGGCGUUGGCGGUGUUGAAAGCGUUUGAUAUUGAUGAAGAGAAUGUGCUGUAGAAGUCGAAUUGGGGGGCUUGAGAUCGUGGUCUGGAAUAGAAUAGCUGGCUGUGCCCAAGUAAAGAACGUAUAGUAAAUACGUAUAUAUACCCUUUAUUACUACCUGCCAAAGCGAGGCAACCUUAUAACCAAACUUAACUCCUCUUCAUCUAAGCGGCACAGUGGCGCAGUGGA